Messenger RNA from Neodiprion fabricii, 1081 nucleotides. Its product is annotated as phospholipid phosphatase 5. The record is from RefSeq and is a predicted model, not a curated record. The coding region runs from base 56 to 862 and encodes 268 amino acids. NCBI's taxonomy places the organism in Eukaryota, Metazoa, Arthropoda, Insecta, Hymenoptera, Diprionidae. The transcript has 6 exons. Gene Ontology annotation, biological process: phospholipid metabolic process. Gene Ontology annotation, molecular function: phosphatidate phosphatase activity.
GGCCGCGGAACGUAGACGUUGGACUUGCGAGUAGUGUUGUUUCAAGGAAAAGAAAAUGCCUCCGUUUCGCGGCCUCGAGAUGUCGAGUGGCUUAUUAUUCGACAUCCUGUUACGAGGAUUUCUGGGUCUGCUGUUCAUGGAACUAGAAAGGGCUGAACCAUUCACAAGGAAAAUUCACAUUGAUGAAUUGUGGCUUUAUAAAAAUCCCAGGACAGAUUCAUACGUACCAACCACUGUACUAUGGCCGUUGGUAUUUGUCUUUCCAAUAAUUGUGAUAUGCCUUACAUUCCUCGUAACAAGAGACAGAAUAGAUUUUUAUCAAGCUACAUUAUCAGUGACAUUGACUCUGGGCUUGAACGGCGUUAUUACCGAUGUGAUAAAACUAAUUGUAGGUCGACCAAGACCCGAUUACUACUGGCGAUGUUUUCCUGACGGGGCAAUGAACACUGAAUUCGACUGUAACGGAGAUCCGGCUUUGGUCAGAGAUGGCAAGAAAUCAUUUCCCAGUGGACAUUCCUCGUUUGCGUUCGCGAGUCUCGGAUUUAUAUCUCUCUACCUUGCCGGUAAACUCCAUACAUUCACACUUGCAGGAAAAGGGCAGGCUUGGAAAUUAUGCAUUUUUUUAAUACCUUUAGGCAUUGCUCUAAGUAUAGCGCUCAGUCGGACUUGUGAUUACCACCAUCAUUGGCAGGAUAUAACGGUCGGUUCGACUAUAGGCAUACUACUGACAUACCUGUGCUACAGACAUUACUACCCUCCAUUGGAUUCGCCAGUUUGCCACAAGCCCUAUAGUGCGCUAAUAUCGCAAAUUGAGAUCGACAGUAUUAAAGGAAGUAAAGGAGAGCAAGUCAAGUGGAUUUGAAUAAUGCUUCUGUCCAUUAUUUCUGAAGAGUUUGUUACUAAUUCAAUAUGUAUUUCUUUCCCAGUGAUACUAUAUUUUCAACUAUCGAAGUUUAUGCAUUACAACAAUGCACUUAAAAGUACAACAGAAAAGAAUUUUUCGCCAUUCCACUGUACAUAAAAAUGAAGUUAACAAUCAUUGUUAACUGCCAAGUACUUAAUAUAUGUGUACUAAUUUAAA